Molecule: messenger RNA, 1467 nt
Organism: Penicillium pulvis
Lineage: Eukaryota; Fungi; Ascomycota; Eurotiomycetes; Eurotiales; Aspergillaceae
Product: MFS transporter
Exons: 7
Coding region: 1-1467 (488 amino acids)
Biological process (GO): transmembrane transport
Molecular function (GO): transmembrane transporter activity
Source: RefSeq, a predicted model, not a curated record
AUGGGGAAUUCAGACCAAAAACCGUGGCUGUUUAAUCUUCGGUCAUCCGAAACUUUUCUCGUGUUGACCGUGUCGAUUGCGAUUUUCACUGAUUCUUUUAUCUAUGGCGUGAUCGUUCCUAUUAUUCCGGUUGCGCUUGUUGAGCGAGUAGGCGCUCGUCCGGAAGAUGCACAAUACCUUGUUUCAAUAUUGCUAGCUGUGUACGGCGGUACACUUCUCGCUGGAUCGCCGCUGUUUGGGUAUUUCGCCGAUAAGUGUUCGUCGAGAAGACUCCCUUUUGUCCUCGGACUUAUCGCUUUGGGAACGUCUACAGCGCUUUUUGCUUUUGCGCGCACGUUCCCGAUUCUGGUUAUUGCGCGCAGCUUGCAGGGAUUCUCCGCUGCUGCAGUCUGGGUCGUUGGCCUUGCCAUCGUGUCUGACAAUGUGCCACCGGAGCGGGUUGGCGCGGCGCUGGGAAUGACUACCAUCGGGUUGACAUGGGGAUUUCUCCUAGGUCCUAUGGUCAGUGGGUAUAUUCAUGAUACGUUCGGGUAUUAUGGAUGUUAUGCGAUUCCAGUGGGAUUGAUUGUGGUAGAUGUUGUGUUGCGAUUUGCGAUGAUUGAACUGCCAAAGGUCAACCGUCGUAAAUCCGAACCCGAACAGCAGUCUGAGUCCGAUUCAGCUUAUGAAGACAACAUUUACGAUACUUUCAAUGCCAAUGAUGUUCGCAGUCAGGGUCGAUUUUCUCGUCGGGAGCGUGAGAGAGAGGACGCUCCUCUCUUGGGUCCUUCGUCGCAGUCUGUUCAGCACCCUGGAAAGGAUAACGAGCAAAAUGCAACUAUCCUUAGUCUUUUACGCACACCACGAUUGCCACUUUCUCUGCUGGCGACAACCUCCAUGGCAAUUACCCUCUCGGCCCUAGAGACUUCAUUGCCAUUGUUCACCAUGGAAACUUUCGCCUGGACCCCCAAGGGAGCCGGCUUGAUCUUUCUCGCCUUGACCGUGCCAAGUUUUGCGGGAGUGCAGCUUGGCAAGCUGGUUGAUUCAAUAGGAGUACGAAUCCUUGGUGUCAUUAGUUUCGCGGCCUGCUGCUGCGCCUGGAUUUUGAUGCGACUCGUUACCGAGAACUCGCCAGGCCAUAUAGCCCUGUUAGUUGUCCUUCUGCUCAUCCUUGGUCUAACAAUCGUCACCAUCGAGAUCAUUUCGAUGAUGGAGGUAUCGCAAGUCAUCACAGAUUACGAAGCUGAGUUCCCUGGGGCGUUCGGCGAAAAGAGUCCUAUUGCACAGGCCUACGCGCUGUUCAAUAUGUCAUUCGCAGCAGGCCAGCUUGUGGGUCCAAUCAUGGCUGGUCCGAUUCGUGUCAAUGGUGGCUGGGGAACUAUGACCCUGGUUCUUGGACUUCUGGCUGGCGUGACUGCUAUUCCUUUCGGCCUUUUCAGCGGUUCACCACGUAAGACGGUAGAAAGUGAGUCUACCGGUGCUGUUUAG